CAGCCCAGUUCCCAGAGCUGCCGCCGCUGUUGGACAUAGAGAGGAACAUGAGUCUAGCGCUGUUGAACUCACACUUUACCUUCGGCCUGCCAGUGCCCCUCUUACCCUCCCAAGUGGAGGUGGGUGCCAUGCACUGUCGUCCAGGCAACCCCCUGCCUCAGGAGUUAGAAUCUUGGAUCUCGGAGGCUGGGUCUUCAGGCGUCAUAUACUUCAGCUUGGGAAGUAUUGCAAGCAGCGCCAGUAUGCCAGUCCAUCUCCGCGACCUCUUUCUCCAGGCCUUCCGUAGGCUGCCACAACGAGUUAUCUGGAAAUACGAGGGAGAGUUAAAGAACCUCACUGAUAAUGUGAUGAUUAGCAAAUGGCUCCCCCAACAAGAUAUUUUAGCUCACGACAACGUGAAGGCGUUCAUCUCACACGGUGGUCUCCUCAGCUUACAAGAGUCCAUCUACCAUGUUAUGCCUCUCCUCGCACUGCCUCUCUUCGGUGACCAUCCCAGGAACGCCAUGUUUAUUAGGAACAAUGAUCUGGGUCUCACUCUGGAGUGGACACAGCUCACUGAGGACAUGAUAGUCGACGCUCUCAUCGAUAUUAUCGCUAACCCCAAGUGCCUCAAGUUGAAAUCUCCCAGGAGCAAGAUGUUGGGGGCAGGAGCUGGCAAAUUUACCGGACAGUGGUAAAUUUUUGACAGCUGU
This is a messenger RNA of Cherax quadricarinatus, 692 nucleotides long. The record is from RefSeq and is a predicted model, not a curated record. NCBI's taxonomy places the organism in Eukaryota, Metazoa, Arthropoda, Malacostraca, Decapoda, Parastacidae.